This is a messenger RNA of Odocoileus virginianus texanus, 4880 nucleotides long. RefSeq names its product CD47 molecule (gene CD47). Gene Ontology annotation, biological process: positive regulation of cell-cell adhesion; positive regulation of phagocytosis; positive regulation of inflammatory response. Gene Ontology annotation, molecular function: thrombospondin receptor activity. Gene Ontology annotation, cellular component: plasma membrane; extracellular exosome. The record is from RefSeq and is a predicted model, not a curated record. NCBI's taxonomy places the organism in Eukaryota, Metazoa, Chordata, Mammalia, Artiodactyla, Cervidae.
CGGCGGGCGCGGAGAUGUGGCCCCUGGUCGUGCUUCUGCUGCUGGGCUCGCUGCGCGGCGGUUCAGCUCAACUAAUAUUUAAUGUAAUCAAAUCUGUAGAAUAUACUGUUUGCAAUCAAACCGUUGUCAUCCCAUGUUUUGUUAAUAAUGUGGAGACGAAGAACAUUACUGAAUUGUAUGUCAGAUGGAAAUUUAAAGGAGAAAACAUUUUCAUCUUUGAUGGAAGUCAGCGGAUGUCCAAGUCCAGCAGUUACUUUCCUAGUGCAAAAAUCACACCAUCAGAAUUACUGCGUGGCAUUGCCUCUUUGAAGAUGGAUAAGAGUGAUGCCGUCUCAGGAAACUACACUUGCGAAGUAACGGAGUUGAGCAGAGAAGGGGAAACCAUCAUAGAACUAAAAUACCGUGUUGUUUCAUGGUUUUCUCCAAAUGAAAAUAUCCUCAUUGUUAUUUUCCCAGUUUUGGCUAUACUUCUGUUCUGGGGACAGUUUGGUAUUGUGACACUUAAAUAUAAAUCCAAUUACACGAAGGAGAAAGCCAUUUUUCUGUUAGUUGCUGGACUACUGCUCACCAUCCUCGUCACUGUUGGAGCCUUUCUUUUAAUCCCAGGUGAAUAUUCAACAAAGAAUGCUUCAGGACUUGGUUUAAUUGUACUUCCUACAGUAAUAUUAAUAUUACUUCAUUACUGUGUGUUUAUGAUAGCUAUGGGGAUGUCCUCCAUCACCAUCAGCAUACUGAUCCUUCAGAUACUGGGCUAUGUGCUGUCUGUGGUCGGAUUCAGCCUCUGUGUCUCAGAAUGUGUCCCAGUGCAUGGUCCUCUUCUGAUUUCAGGUUUGGGUAUUAUAGCUCUAGCAGAAUUACUUGGAUUAGUUUAUAUGAAAUGUGUUGUUCAGAGAAAUGCCUUUGGUCAGUUGAAGGUCAAGAAGAGAAAAGCUUCCAAUCAUAGGACUAUACAACCUCCUAAGAAAGCUGUAGAGGAACCUCUUAAUGCAUUUAAAGAAUCAAAAGGGAUGAUGAAUGAUGAGUAACUGAAGUGGAGUGGUGGACUCUGAUUUGGAGAGUAGUAUGACAUGAAAGAAAUACACUUGUGUUUAAGCACCAUGGCCUUGAUUCAUUGUCCUGGAGAAGAAAACAAGAAAAGUAACUGGUUUCCAUCUAUGGGAGAAAGUAAAUAAUUGACCUUUAAAUGAUUGUUACCGUUAAGUUUUUAUUCAAAGCAUUUUUAAAUUUAAUUAAUAAAUGAAUUAUGAUCUGUGUUGUGUGCCCAAUUGAUAUCCAGUUUUUUGUUGUUAUUUUUAUUCAAUUAGGGGCAAAAGUAGAGUGGGCAACUUCCAAGAAUGAUGCCUUCCAGAUCCUGGGGCCUCUUAACUCUAGGUCACCAACUUAAAUUGGUUCAAGGUGAGAAUUUCCUGGUACAACCCUGGUUACCCAGAGCUAUCGAUGAAAACAGAGGCUUCCGUCAAACCUUAGCAAACUUUGGCACAGCCACUUUGGCCGUUAUGGUGUUAACCAUAGUAGUGUCUGCCACUUCUGGGUCAGGGGCAUAAUAUUAAGUACAGACUAGAAAUUCAUUGAGGAACAUCUUGUCGGCUGCCUGUGUGGGGUGUGAUAUGCUGAGGAUCAUGGUCUUCAUUCUUGGGGGUUGCCACUCACAUGUUAUCCCCUCAACAUGCAGUGUACCAGACCCUUUCCAGACCGAGGGUAAUUUUGUUGAUGGAUGUUUUCUUCCUUUUUUUCACAUGACUCUUUACAUGCUGUCUUGUCCUCCUGUUGUUUGCUUCUGCCGUACGAGGUGUAGGCUUUUUCUCCUCUUUGAACAUGGUCCAGUGACACAGUAGCAUCACUUCAGAAAGGAGCCAGACUUAUUCUCAAAGAACUAUGUUCACACUUUUCAGCAGAAAUAGCGAUGGUUGUAACAUAUGUAUUCCCUUCCUCGGAUUUAAAGGCACAAUCUACCGUGUUUCUUCGCUUCUUUUCCGAUCUGGGGCAUGAAAAACCAAGAUUGAGAUUUGAACUAUGAGUCUCCUGCAUGGCGACAUAAUGUGCGUCACCGUCAGGCCAACAGGCCAGCCCUGAACGGGCGGUUUUAUUACUGUUGUAUCUGUGUUGCAUGGUAAACACUCCUCAUCUCCUCCUGUAGUCCUGCCUCAUAUUCACUUUACCCUAAGAUUGAAAAGUAAAACAACCCCCCCCCCCCCCCCCCCCCUCCCCGCCAUUAGAAGAAGAUUAACAUUCUGACAGUUGUGAUCGCCUGGAGUACUUUUAGAUUAUUAGAUUUUCUUCCCUUGCGGGUGUGUGUUUGUAUGUGCACAUGUAUGAGAUAGGCACGUACCUCUUCUGUAUGGACAGCACUGAGGUACCUAUGGGAGAGCAAAUGUUAAUUUCAUGCUUCUAGUGAAAACAUUUCAAAACAAAGAUCUUUAUUGGGUGGACUUCUAUUUGAUGUGAAUGUUCAAUCACUUAAAACGUUUAAAAAGUUCUAGGUAAUUUGCCAAGCUUUUUGACUGCUCACCAGUGCCCUCUAAAAAUACUGGUUUCUCUUCCUGUUUGUGUAAUAAGACAUUGCUAUUUGUAGUUGCAUUAUUAGUAGUUAUUUCUUAGUCCACUGAAUGUUCCCAUGUACCUUGUUUAUGCCAAAUUACUUGUCAUAUUUUACGUUGGGACCAAGUGGUUUGCCCAUCGCAAACCAAAAUUUAUGACCUGCCGAUGCCUCUUAGAAAAGUGAACAUACUAUGAAAACAGUUCUUUUGGAAAAAAAGAAAAAUAAAUGUUCUCCCCUAAUUGUGUUCCUGUCCAAAGUAUUAACAUGUAGAGGGAGCUGUAUUCCUUUAUACAAAUUUCAUGGCUCCCACUGCCCUUCUUCCUUCUGAAAACAUUUGUAUUUUACUAAUAUAGUUUGUUAAUUUAGAAAUCAAUCCUGAUGAAAGGAGGAAAAAAGCAGAUGGACUUGAAAAAGAUCCAAACUCCUGUUCUCUAUAUGAAGUCUUAUAAUAAACUUUUUUAUGAACCAGAGUUGUACCUUUUAAUAUGUAGUCAGCUCUCAUUUCUUUGGGGCUCAGUCUUGGGACUUAUCCGUCCUUUGCGGUCUCUUUAACACCACCUGUCUUUGGCGGCAGUCCCUGCCCUAGACAGCACACAGAGGUGGCAGGAGAAAGGCCAGGUAUGUUACUGUCAUCCUCCCUGUUGCUCCCACUUCUCUGGACGAGGGACCACAGCAGCAGGCGCCCUCUUACUCGGGCAUCGUUGGGCCAGUUCAUUCUCUUUAAAUUAGACUUCUAAGGACAGGAAGUUUUCUGUCACACCAAAUUAAAGUUGUCAGCAGUUUUGAGUAUCAAUAUUAUGUUACCCCCAUAAUAUGCUCUUUUAAUCAGUGAUCCCAAUUUUUGCCGUCGACUUCAGUUUUAUUUACUGUAUGUUCUCAGAGUGACAACAUUUGUCAUUUUGGCAACAAAUCCAAUUCUCUCUCCUUCAAGACAUUAUCCUCCCACCCGUCCUCCCCUCUGGCUCUCCUCUGCGGUCUGCGCCUAUCUGCUGCCUCCCACCUCCUACUCAGCUUUCCUGGUCCUUCAUGUGUCUCUGCUUAGCUCUGCUGGGUGUUUGUCUUGCCCCUCUCAUUCAGUUUAAAAAAUUCCACCAUAAAGCAAGGGCCUUUCCCCCCUUCCUUUCUCUUCCUGCAGUGUUUGCAAACAUUAGAUGCUCACUCUGUAAAUUUGAUGAUUGAAUAGACUGUAUUUCAGUUUCCCCAUAUUAUUAAUAGAGUGAGCCAGAGAUUUUUCUUUUUAGACAAAUUUCACAUGCUCUGAAAACCUGCAAAGGUGAUCAUUUUUUCACCUGGAAGCCCUAGGUCCAAUCUGUUAAUUUUCUGAGAAUGUCAGAAUGAAAAUAAUGGGGUUAUCCCAUACUUGAGAGUAUUGUUCUUUUCAGGAUGUUGUAGUUAUUUUAGUAAGUGACCAACCAAAUUGUGAUCUGAGUUAAAAUAAAGCUGAAAAAGUUGUGAGUUUAUGCUUCCUUCUCGUUAAUAAGAGUUAAGCUCUGUAUCACCUAGAUUUCUCUUGUCCUAACAUGGGUAUUCAAAAACAGACAUCUGUGGUAUAUGUAUGGAAUGGCACACCCCUUUUUUACCUGUUAUUGGAAACUAGAGAAGUGAUUGUUGGGCAACCCUUUAUCAUUAUGUUGUGUUUAAUUUGAUGAAGAUUCUGUUUCGAAGCCAUUUUUCACGUGUUAUGUUUUCAGCCACUAACUGCCAUCACCCACUGGGGUCCUUUGUUAUCUUCCAUGGCUAAUAGGGAUAAUCCAGGUAACUUUUCAGAGAUGAGCAGUGAACAGGAAGCUUUCCUGCCUUUGGCUUUUGACAGCCCUUCCUUAAUAUUUAAGAACAGCUUUCCCAUAAAUUUAGUCUUUUGAAAAGAAGACAGCAUCUGUAAUGAACUUCUCUGUAAGGCAGUUUCAGUGGAAUCUUAAAUGUUGUUAUCAGGGUUGGUGAGAGACGGAAGCAUUUUUGUUUUUAUUAAACAGAGCGUUAUUUACAAAGAGCCAUUGUUGAGAAUUAGAUUCCACACCGUAUAAAUAUCCAUUAACCAUUCUAAAUAAAGGAAACUCUGGUGUUGCUAUGUGUGAGAUCCUCUCCUGGGGGCUUUUUUCCAUAGCAAUUAAAGGUGUGCUGUUUGUCAGUAGCCAUUUUUUGCAGUGAUUUAAAGACCAAAGUUGUUUUCCAGCUGUGUUACCGUUAAAGGUUUUCUUUUUAUAUGUAUUAAAUCAAUUUAUCACUGUUUGAAGCUUUGAAUAUCUGCAAUCUUUGCCAAGAUACUUUUUUAUUUAAAAAACAUAACUUUGUAAAUAUUACCCUGUAAUAUUAUAUAUACUUAAUAAAACAUUUUAAGCUA